Molecule: messenger RNA, 831 nt
Organism: Protomyces lactucae-debilis
Lineage: Eukaryota; Fungi; Ascomycota; Taphrinomycetes; Taphrinales; Protomycetaceae
Product: mitochondrial carrier domain-containing protein
Exons: 1
Coding region: 1-831 (276 amino acids)
Cellular component (GO): mitochondrial inner membrane
Molecular function (GO): S-adenosyl-L-methionine transmembrane transporter activity
Source: RefSeq, a predicted model, not a curated record
AUGCUAGAGCCAGCAAUCCCUCUCAUAAGCGGUGCUUUUGCAGGACUCGCCGUUGACCUCUCCCUCUUCCCUCUCGACACCCUCAAAACCCGCCUCCAAGCAAAAGGCGGCUUCUUUGCCAAUGGAGGUUGGCGAGGGGUCUACAAGGGCAUGGGUUCCAUUGCUGCUGGUUCUGCACCCUCUGCUGCUUUAUUCUUCCUGACCUAUGAAGCCUGUAAAAAGCAUGUCCCAUUGCAAAAUGAUGUUGCGUUGGCGGUCGUUGCUGGUAGCGCCGGCGAGACGCUAGCCUGUCUCGUCAGGACGCCCACAGAGGUCGUCAAGCAACGCACACAAACAUCAAAAACACCCAUGUCUUCUCUUCAAACCCUUCGUGCCGUGCUUCAAGCAAAUGGAGUCGCUGGGCUGUAUCGUGGGUUCGGUGGCACAUUGGCAAGGGAAAUUCCAUUUGUAUGUAUACAGUUCCCGCUAUGGGAAGCAUUGAAGCGAUGGGCCGUCUCAGAACGGGGUGGCUCUCAACCGCAUCCGACGCUUGCUGAGCGGCCACAAGCCAAUGCUGCUGAAGCGGCAAUUUGUGGUGCCAUGGCAGGUGGUGUUGCUGCUGCAUUGACAACCCCCAUGGAUGUUGUCAAGACACGACUCAUGCUCUCUGAUUCCGCAGAUGGUUGGUUUAGAACAUUGCAAACAGUUGUCAAGGAAGAGGGACUUUUGGCAUUGAGCAAAGGUAUCGUGCCACGCAUCGGCUGGAUCAGCACGGGUGGAUUCAUCUUUUUGGGUGGGUAUAGCGCCGCAAAGGAUACACUUGAAGCACUUGCCGGUGUUGUAAAGAAAUGA